AUGUUAAUUGAUUCCAUUUUCAGAAAUUACUAUAUUCCUCCAGUUACUUUUUCUGUCCCCCAAAAGAAAGGUGCAUUGACGGCCGUCAAGCUAUUCAUGGAUGGUCUGAUUCCUUUCAAAUAUCAAAGCACAGGCGAAACGCUUUGGUAUCGAGACAAUCUGUCCCUAUCAGGUUAUCCUACUCGGGGAGUGAAACAUCUACUUCCUGAGAAAUAUAGAUCAAUUUUCAAGACUAAGCAAAUCGUCUGCGCUGAAUAUCCCCAGACGAGAGGGACGUCUUCCAACGUGUUCAGCUUGGAGUGCCCCUCACCGACCGGCGAGAGUCCUCUUCAUCGACGUCGCAUACUCGCGUAA
Marasmius oreades (fairy-ring Marasmius) is the source of this 354-nucleotide messenger RNA. RefSeq lists its product as uncharacterized. NCBI's taxonomy places the organism in Eukaryota, Fungi, Basidiomycota, Agaricomycetes, Agaricales, Marasmiaceae. The record is from RefSeq and is a predicted model, not a curated record. The coding region runs from base 1 to 354 and encodes 117 amino acids. The transcript is spliced from 6 exons.